GCUCUCAAACCUAUGCAUCUUUUGUCAAGACAUUUGGGGUGUAGGUAAAUACAUUUAUAUUUGACAGUAACACAGCAAACCAUUGUUUCUGUGGGUUUUUCUGUUCGUUGCACUUCAACUUCCUCAUUUGAUGUGAACGCCACUUCCUCUUUCGUUUAGUGGCGGGGACGUUCUUAAGGGUGAACUUUAAACAAUUUUGGUCUGUUGCGAUGAGAGCAGUCCAUAUCUUGUAAGUUUGUUUUAUACGUGGUAACGUUCUUGUGUGGAGCGGUGAAACUUGUGCAAGAUGGCGCUGGUCUGACAAUACUGUGGCGUCAGCAGGUGUGACAACGAUAUAUGCUGUUUAUAUGAGCGUGUGAAAUGUCUGGAGACACCAGCACCUUGUUCUGGAGGAGCAUGUCUUCCACCGGCCAAUUGGAGAUCCCAACUAUGUCUCCCCAGGCAACUGUGGGUGUGAGUAGCAUCCUCCCUGCAAAGAUUAUCAAAGUGUGUUUCCUCAGCAACAGUUUCAACCACGGCAAGAACUUCAAACUGGUCCGCUGUGACGAAGGAAUGACAAUCAGGGAUGUCAUCAGCAUUGUGCUGUCUAGCGGAUGUGUCGGUCCAGACAUAAGACACAACCGCUGUUAUGGUCUUCUCCUCAAACACCUUAAGUCGUCUGCGAUACACUGGCUGCACCCGGACCUGACCAUGGUGGAACUCAUCCAGCGAUACGAGCAGCAGCACCUGGAGGCCGAGUGGAGGUAUGACCUGAGAAUCAGAUACAUUCCAUCAGACUUUAUGGAAAAAUUCCAAGAUGAUAGAACCACCAUGCUCUACUUUUACCUGCAGGUUAGAAGUGACUACAUGCAGCAGUUUGCCUCUAAAGUCAGCGAAGGGAUGGCUUUGCAGCUUGGUUGCCUGGAGAUUAGGAGAUUUUUCAAAGACAUGAAUCCAAACGGACUGGAGAAAAAGUCCAACUUUGAGCUGUUAGAGAAGGAUGUGGGACUGGACCUGUUCUUUCCAAAAGAGCUGAUGAGCAGCAUGAAGCCGAAGCAGCUGCGUCGGCUGAUCCGCCAGACGUUUCAGGGCUACGGCACCCUGAACCAGGAGCAGUGCAUGGCCAAGUUCUUCAGCACUCUGGCUCAGUGUUACAGCUACACACAGGAGAGCUUUGCCUGCAUGCUGGCGCACGGUUGGAGUGUCACAAUAGAGCUCGUCAUCGGCCCUGAGGGUAUCAGUCAACAAACUGACAACUCCACACCCAUCCGUCUGGCCAAGUUCUCUCAGGUGAGCAGCAUCUCCUGCUCUACUGAGAUCAAUGGCCGAGCUCAGCUCAACGUUCACAUAAAGGGAACCAAGCAGCCACUCUCGGUGAGCAUAGCAUCUUUGGCUGUCGCAGGAAACAUGGCUGACCUGAUUGAUGGAUACUGCCGGCUGGAGGGCGUCUCUGAGGGUUCACUCAUUAGCAGACCUGGCAAAAGGAGAACGGAACUACCUCAAAUUCCAAAACCCGAUGAUUCCUCCCCACACAAAAGAGGUUCCGACAUUUAUGAUGAGAUUUCCGAGGACAUACUGAUGCCGUGCGAGAAGCAUAGGAUAUCCCGAGCUGAUGUCAUCGUGGGUCGCAUCCUUGGUGAGGGCUUCUUUGGAGAGGUUCAUGAUGGUGUUUAUAAAAGCCCGACAGGGGAAAGGAUCCAAGUGGCCAUCAAAACAUGCAAGGACUGCUCACCAGGCGUGAAGGAGAAGUUUCUUAGUGAAGCCGAAUUAAUGAAAAAUCUAGACCACCCCUACAUCGUGCGUCUGAUUGGAGUCAUUGACGACAACCCGAUAUGGAUCGUCAUGGAGCUCUAUGAACAUGGAGAGCUGGGGAAAUAUCUGAUGGAGCAGAAGUACAUCCUGACAACAGCGACUUUAAUUCUGUACUGUCUGCAAAUCUGCAAAGCCUUAGCUUACCUCGACGGCCUCAGCAUGGUGCACAGAGACAUUGCAGUGAGAAACAUCCUGGUGGCGUCUCCUGACUGCGUCAAGCUCGGUGACUUUGGUCUAUCUCGGUACAUUGAUGACCAAGAUUACUACAAAGCAUCGGUUUCACGUAUGCCGAUCAAGUGGAUGGCACCGGAAUCCAUCAACUUCCGGCGGUUUACUUCGGCGAGCGACGUGUGGAUGUUGGGCGUGUGUGUGUGGGAGAUCUUCUCCUUGGGCCAGCAGCCUUUCCACUGGCUGGAGAACAGGCAGGUGAUCACCCAGCUGGAGUCCGGCGUCCGACUCCCCAAGCCGCUGCUGUGCCCGCCAGCUGUUUACUCUCUGCUGACCCGCUGCUGGGCCUAUGAGCCGCAUGCCCGCCCUGGCUUUAUCCAGCUCGUCUGCUCGCUCAGUGACAUUCAAACAGCGGUGCAGGAGGAUAAACCCGACUACAUCUCGUGUAUCUCGCAACUGGACCUCGAGCACAGCGAGCCUCCCCCAAAGCCUUGCAGAGUGGGCGCCGUCGACCCAUACGCCUCAAGCGUGCAGGGAAAGGAUGGGAAAGAGCAUAUUGAUGACACUUUACGAAGGCAAAGAAGAGAGAUGCUGAUGGACAGACAAUGGCUGGAGCAGGAGGAGCGACAACUGGAUCCUUUUGUGCGACAGGCCUCAGAUAUCAAGUUUCUGGAAAAAAGCGUGGCUGAUGGCCCCCCAGCAGAGACCCCCGUACCUCUCGGCGUCACACAGUCUCGUCCCACAGCUGAGCUGGACCGAUCAGGUGAUCAGGUGUACUCUGGUGUCAUGGCGACGGUCAGACAGGUGGUCCAGCUGAAGAAUGAGGUCAACACGCUUCCAGUCUCCGAGUAUCCCAACGCCGUCAAAGCGAUUGGCGCCACUCUGCGGAGCCUGAUCCAAAGCGUUGAUGACGUCCUGCCCGUUCUGCACAACUCAUGUGCCAGCGAGAUCGCGGGCACAAAGAAGCUCCUGAACAAGGACUUAGAGGAGCUGAUCAAUAAGAUGAGACUGGCCCAGCAGAACUGGGUGACGACACUAAAGGAGGAGUGCCAGAGACAGAUGUUGGCCGCCGCACACACUCUGGCGCUGGACUCCAAGAACCUGCUGGACGCAGUGGACCAGGCGAGGGUCAGGGAGACACAGGAUAAGUGAAGUUAGUGUUGGGAACCCAUUCAUUUUUGGACUUUAAACAUGUAUCAAAAGUUAAAAAAAGAAAACGUUUUUAAAAAAAAAAAAAAAAGGGAUUUCAUAAGUUCAUAUUUGUACAUGAAAAAGCAUCAAAUAAAUUGCUGUUACGCCAUGAAUGUGCACAGAAAGCAGCAGGAGGGAAUACAUUUGCAGCUGCACCCUCCAAGGAUAAUGUGCGCCUCAAAAGGAAUGUGGGCGAGAGUUAUUUCCAAUAAAAUAUUGAUGACA
Nerophis lumbriciformis (worm pipefish) is the source of this 3375-nucleotide messenger RNA. Its product is annotated as protein-tyrosine kinase 2-beta-like. Lineage: Eukaryota; Metazoa; Chordata; Actinopteri; Syngnathiformes; Syngnathidae. Gene Ontology annotation, molecular function: protein tyrosine kinase activity; ATP binding. Gene Ontology annotation, biological process: protein phosphorylation; signal complex assembly. The record is from RefSeq and is a predicted model, not a curated record. Gene Ontology annotation, cellular component: focal adhesion; cytoskeleton.